AGCCGCCGCGCCUUCGGCAGCCGCGCACGCGCACGCGCACGAACCCACCUCCCCGCCGCGGCAGUUGUUUCAACGGUCGGCACUGACUUGGGAUGGCCAGCUCGGAAUGUCCCCCGGUCCGUCGACCGGCAGUUGGAGUGGGGGUUGUGGUGACCUGUCGCGAGCGGCCGGGCUGUGUCCUGCUCGGGAAAAGGAAAGGCUCAGUCGGAGCAGGUACUUACCAGCUGCCCGGGGGCCACCUGGAGUUCGGAGAAAGCUGGGAAGACUGUGCUAAGCGGGAAGUUCUGGAAGAGUCAGGGCUUCACAUGAAGAAUAUGUGCUUUGCUGCAGUUGUCAAUGGUAUCAAAUUAGAAGAAAAUUAUCACUAUGUCACAAUUUUCAUGCAAGGAGAAGUCAAUACAGAUUAUGAUUCAGAGCCAAAGAACCUAGAACCUCAGAAAAAUGAAGGUUGGGAGUGGACCAAGUGGGAAGACUUACCACCAGCAGAUGAGCUAUUUUGUCCUUUAGCACGUGUAAGACAAGUUUAUCAUCCUUUUGAAGAAAAACCUAAAAAUGCUGCUGCAAAUCACUAUUAAAUGGCAAUCUUUCUCAUAAUUGUCUAUAGUUAAAUACAUUGUUCCAAGAUGUGUAGAAUCACAAAUUAUGGUUUUGAAUUGGAAGAUCAGUACAACUGAUUUUAAUUAUGAAGGUAUAUGUUAACAAAUAUAAUAAACAGUCAUUUGAACUAGGCCUAUGUGCAUCUCCCACAUUUAAAUAGUAUACAUAAAAAUGAUAUUAAAUAAGUAAAUACAAACUAUUGAGAUGUAUUUUUAUGUUAAAAAUAUAUACCAAAAAAAUUGCUUGGGGAAAAUAAAUUGUAUUUGAAAUUCUCCACCUGUGAUGUUUAGUUAUGUAGCAGUUGAUGCCAUGUUUGUGGUUUAUGUUCUAUAAACUCCCAACAUAUUCUUUGUAUAACAUGUGUUUUUUGCUGGUACUUUCUUUGAAAAUAAUGGGAAUUAAGGGGAGGUAUUUGCCAAUCUAAUUUAUUCCUUUGAUUUUGUCCAUUAUGAAUACUCACUCAUUGGCACUACUGCCCUGAUUCUUUGCACACCCUUCAGUAAUAUAUAAGGUUACAUUCUGAACCAUAUUUUAGUUUAGUUCUAUUCCCCUCCAUUAUCAAGAAAAGCCCUACUAAUUAUGCAUUCCCCUGAAAGUCCACUCAUUUUGGUUGUCUGUAGCCACUCAAUUAACAUUAGUUUGAAUUUGUGCCUCAAAU
Chiloscyllium plagiosum (whitespotted bambooshark) is the source of this 1255-nucleotide messenger RNA. It is a transcript of the gene nudt15, whose product is annotated as nudix (nucleoside diphosphate linked moiety X)-type motif 15. The record is from RefSeq and is a predicted model, not a curated record. Lineage: Eukaryota; Metazoa; Chordata; Chondrichthyes; Orectolobiformes; Hemiscylliidae. Gene Ontology annotation, biological process: dGTP catabolic process. Gene Ontology annotation, molecular function: 8-oxo-7,8-dihydrodeoxyguanosine triphosphate pyrophosphatase activity. Gene Ontology annotation, cellular component: cytosol.